CUUAAGAAGUACCUCGAGCUUGUGCGGAAACAGCGCACUGGCCCGGUGUCUGUCAAGGACCCGCCGUCUCCAUUGGAGUACCAGCGAGCGCUAGAGAGAGACGUGGACCAGCAAGGGCAACACGUUGGAAGCAAGCACACGACAAGCUCGGCAUCAGCGGCGAGCGUCGUACCAGGGAUAGUGAAGUGGGACGUUGAUGGGCGAGAUGUGGACGUAAGCAUCAUUCCGAUUCCGGCGUCUUGCAUCGGCCUCGUUACAGGGAGCCACGGCGUGCACUUACGGCGACAGGAGAAGGAGUUCGAGACUCUCAUGUUCUUCGCGGACUACUACCGCGGCGUUCAGGACUCGACAGGCGACGAGAGGGACAAGGGAGAGCGAGAGGAGGAAGAGGAGCGUCGUCUCGCCGUAUUUUCACCGGACCCGCGAGCGCGGUUGCGUGCGGCUCUGAGCGUGUACAGCUCUAUGGAGGGACAUUCGCGAGUUACCUCGGGACGCCUAGAUUUCCUCGUGAGGACCGCGGCUGCACCUAUCAACUGUGCAGCGCGGCGCCGCACUGCCGCUCGCUUUGCAGCGGAUUCCAAAGAAACUGCAACGAUCCUGCGUGAGGAGCUUCUCGGACUGGAAAUGCUUGAUGAAGAGACCGCUGCUGUCAUUCCUAUCGCACCAGUGCUCAGAGAUGAUGGCACCGAAAACCGUGACCGCGAGCAAAGUUCGAGUGCUGCCGUCGCAACCAACGACGGAGAUAAGGACAAAGAGGAAUCUUCGUUCCGCCUCAAGCAGGAAAAUAUUCCCGGUAUCAAAAAGUCAGGAGCGGCCGGGCAAAGGAAGAAAAAGAGGAAAUCGUGGGAAGAAGAAGCCGCCGAAAAAGAAGCGCUCAACCGCAUAGCACGAGCCAGUGGCUGCAUAGUCCAGGAGGGACUGUGCGGCACGCAGAUUGCCGUUGUUGGAUCCGAAACUGAACGCAAGCGUGCGCGCGCUUACCUCGAAUGGUCUUGCGACGCGAAAAGGGUACCGACAGUGCGAGCGGCAUUGAAACGGAAGGACUGCAUUGUAAUUCGAUCCGCAAAGAAGCUAGCGUGUGCGUACACGAAAAUUCAUGCGUAUAACAAUUACUACGACGAGUACGGGUACGAGUGCACCGACGAAGAAGCGCGAAAGGGCGACUGCGCGAUGGUGUUUUCCCUAUGCGAGCACAGCGGCGCUGAAGGAGUGGCUACCAGUGCCGUGACCACCGCUUCCGCGAAUUCGUCGCCGACAGUGACCGCGACAAGCGCGGGAAGCGGAGUACCGCCUGGUGCGACGGAUCACGGAGGCUUUUUGUCUUCGAAUACUAGUUGCAGCGGGGACGAAUGUCACUACAGCGUAACUGGUGAAGAUCUGAAGCAUUGUGCAGGAUUGGUCACGAGUGCCAGCGCUCUUCAGCAUGAUGGGGAAUCUUCGUCUGGGAAGCGCGAGUUCUUCUAUGGUGUUUUCGCGGCUUCUCUGCGCGACCGUGUUCUUACUACGCUUCGGAUUCUGAAGCAGGACACCGCGUCGGCAGAUUCGCAGCCAAAUUACCUGGAACUGUGUAACCGCGAGCUCGCUCGUGCUCGGCGUCAUCUCAGCGUAUAUUUGGAGGAGGGUCCCAACAGCAAUAAUGCAAAUUUUGCUAUGACAAGUCCGAUGUUUCUUGGGAGCCCACCUGUUUCUGCUAUCACGAGCAAGUCCUCCAACCUAUCGCGCACUGUUUCGUUGAAUGUCGCAGGGGAGCACCACGCGACGCUGCCUAGCGGAGCGACUCCGCCUGCAGCUGCUGCUGUGCAGCCGCCUGGUGAACAAAUUAGCCGGAGCAUUUUGCCGGCAAGGCCAUUGCGGUCGCCGCCGUUGCCCCCUGCCGCGUCUCCUGUCCUCUCUGCUAGCGAUCGGCGGGGCUACGCGGCGAGUCCAGCAGCUCACUCAGUGACGGCCAGCGCCUCAACUCCGGUGGACACACAUUCGUGGUUGACGCAAUACGCAGAUCCGCUGGACUACAUGCUUUCAGCCGCGCAGCGCGAGGCGAAAGACCUACGAGACUUCGAAUUCGAGGAACUGCGCCUCAGCAAAUCGGAAAAGCACCCUGCGGCACGCCUUGCGAAACAUCGAAACAAGCUCGCGGAUUCUUCAGGCGCAUUCUUGGAGUUCAUCAUGCCUGUCGGCAGUGGAGCUGUCGGAGCCGAGUACAACCAUUCAACAGCCGGAGCGGCUUCCUCACCGACUGGCGACACAAUUGUGAUUCUUGGUGGGAAUCGUAUUUCUCGCCAGCGUUGUAAGGAGUACAUGGGAUGGCUGCUUGUGAAGUGUCACGAAAAGACCACCUACUCAGGAUCUGGCGCCACCGCGAGCACGGUGCACCAUCAAUUGUUUGAACUCUCCGACGCUCCGUGGCGGGCCCUGAUUCCUGACUUAGACCGGCUUAGCCUGGGGUCUCGUUCGGACGCCAUCUGCUUCAAGAAUCCAGCCAACGUCGUGACCACGGAGAAAAUUCGAGACAUCGAGGCCUCGUGCGGAGUCUUUACAUUCUUCCGCCGCAGUGAGGAUAACGGCGAUAAAGAAUUGCUCAUUUUCGCUAAGCAGUAUGAAUCCCGACUUUUUGCCUAUCGGAAGAUGCUCACCGCCAUGACCGUUCGUGAUCGGGACCGCACUCGUCCCCGAGAGCGACGAUACAACAAGGACGAGCUGCCAGACCGUGAUCGCCGCGGCGGACGCGGCCGGCGCAAGCGGGGCGGGCGCCUUGUGCGCGAGCGUGAAGCCCGCCGUGCCGCCUGGGACGCGCGCUAUGUCGAAGAGGCUAGUAAAGAUCAUGAGGACUACAAAAGCAAAUCCUCUGCAUCGAAGCCCGGACCACGUGCUCGUGGGCGCGAUGGACGCGGACGUCGACGUCGCGGCCACUACUACGAUGACUGGGAGGAAGCUGGUGCGGCGGUGAAAUACACCGAAAAGCGCGAUGACGAAGAAGGUGGCCGCAACACGCGGUCAAAGAAGUACUGGGACGACGAUGAGGAGUGGGAGGAGGAAGAAUGGGACGACGGAGAAUGGGAUGAAGAGGAGUGGGAGGAAUGGGAGGAUCAUGAGGCACAGGAUGAUCGAGAUCGUGGUGGUGACAAGGCCUCCGCGUAUUCAUCUCGUUCCAAAGAACACAAAAGCGCAGGUGUCGAAAAGUCUGAAAAGGAAAGUACGCGUGAAGGCCCAACCAGAGGCGCAUCAUCAAAGGAUGGCGACAGCAGGACUUACCUGGGGCAAGGCAGCGAUGCGAGAGCAGGGACUAGUGGAGGUGCGACCUCGAGGGGUGGGGGACAUCAUGAGGAGACGAGACAAGCCGCGGGGCAAUCCCGGAGCAAUGAGCAUUCGGGUGCUGGUGCAGCAACUUCUUCAACGUCGGCUCGAGGAAAAGGUGGCUCAUUUGCAGGCGCGGUUACGUCCACAACUGAGGAAAAUCUUCCGGGUAACAAAAACAGCCGCAAGGGUGGAGUCAAUAGAGCGGCGAAAGGUGGCGGUAAGCGGCGACGAGACUUCGACUCCGAUUCAGAUGACGACUAUUCCUCGGAUUUGACGGAGGCUAGCGAUUCAGAUGAGGAAGCUUCGGACGAUAGUCAAUACCGCAACCACCGGCACCGACAUCGCUUCCGAGCACGUGACGACGCAUCCGACUCAGACUACGACUAA
Amoebophrya sp. A25 is the source of this 3681-nucleotide messenger RNA. Lineage: Eukaryota; Dinophyceae; Syndiniales; Amoebophryaceae. The record is from the annotation of a GenBank genome assembly.